AUGGCUACAACACACAAUGAUGAUGUCGGUGAAAUUCUUUUUCAACAAAACUCGUGCAAUAUUAUUUUGAAGCAAGGAAAUCUAUUAGAUGAAAACAAUGUUGAUGUAAUUGUUAUUCCAACACCAAAUGCAAGUGAACCAAAACCUGAUAAUUUUCAAAUCUUUAAAGCUAUACUUGAGAGAACAAACGAACAGUGUCGAAGAAAAAUUGAUCGAUUACGUAUGGAUUUAACACCAGACAAACCUCAGGUAGUUUUAGAAACUGAACCUCGAUAUAUCUUUGCAAUGCCACCAUAUCUGGGCAAUCCUACAAAGGCAUACCAAUACUUACGAAACACUUAUACUUCAUGUCUUAAUUUAGCAGCUGAGCAGUAUUUUAGAACAAUUGCUUUCCCAACAAUUGGUUGCGGUGUUAUUGGAUUUGAAGCAAUAGCAGCAGCCCGAAGUGUUUAUCAAGCAUUAGAUAACUUUGGACAAUCCAAAAAUAAAACAAAAUUAAACGAAAUUCGCAUAGUCAUUUAUGAUAAAGAUGUAUGGCACGAUUUUACUACUACUUUUAUAGAACUGAGCCAGCAGAAAAACGCAAAAAUCAAAUUAAUAGAUAUAUCAACCCGUAAUUCACAUGUAUCUGAAAUGCCAUCAAGAAACAAUGCAAACCAAACAUCACACAACAACGAAACAAAUAAUUUUGAUGAUGAAUCAAAUAAUAAUCAACAUGAUCCUGCGAGAACAUCAACUUCAAAUCUUAAUCCAGAGAGUCCAGCAUAUCAGCCAACAAAUAAAAAUCAACGUCGUAUUCCUCGUCAUUAUCGUAUCAAUGAAAAUCGUACAGAAUUAAUUAUUUUUCAAGGAGAUAUUUUAACAACAAAAGUUGAUGCUAUUGUUAACGCUGCGAAUGAACCGAUGUUAGGUGGUGGUGGAGUUGAUGGUGUAAUUCACACAGCUGCUGGAGAUGAACUUCGUAAAGCAUGUAAAGCUCAUAAAGAAAUCUAUCGUGAUGUUCGUUUACCAACUGGUCAUUCACGCAUUUUACUUAGCUAUGGAUUGUCGAAGACUACUCAUUAUAUUAUAAAUACAGCUGGUCCUUGCUAUGAUGAUACUAUACCAGAAAAAUGCAAAGAAGAUUUGAGAUCUUGCUACAAAACAUCACUUGCUUUAGCUAAUUUAUACGAUCUUGAAACAAUUGCUUAUACUGCUAUUAGUUGCGGUAUAUUCGGCUAUCCAAUAGAUGAAGGUGCUGACGUUGCAUUAUCAACAGUUGAUCGUAAAGCUGGCUCAAUGAGUCGAAUCUAUUUUGUCUUAAGAAACGAUGAUACUUAUGAUGCUUGGAUAAAAAAAGCAGACGAAUUGGGAUUCAUUUCACAGGAUGAUCCUGAUACAGUAACAGCAAGUACAUCAACACAGUCAAUUGAUAAUACAAAAGAUGCAACUCAAAAAUCAAAUCGAAAAGAUGAACGUAUAGUAACUGAGCAAUCCGAUGACAGGAGAAUCAUUGAUGCUUCAACACCGAACAAUAAAGACAAAAUACAUAAAACUUCUGAUGCAAAAUCACCUAACAGACAAUCAUCUUAUUCACCGAAGCAAUUUCACAAUCAGACAGCUACGAAAAAUAAAGACAAUAAUAGCACAUCGAGACAAGGUGAUACAAGUGCAAAAGAGAAAAAUCUUACACCAACAAAUAAUAAUCACGAAACCAGAGUAAAAUCAAAUAAUUCUCAAAAACAUGAUCAACCACAACAACCUGCGGCAUCGCCAAAGAACACGAACAAAUCAAUAGUAAACGGCGCUUGGGGUCGUGGUAAACGAAAAUAG
Molecule: messenger RNA, 1812 nt
Organism: Adineta steineri
Lineage: Eukaryota; Metazoa; Rotifera; Eurotatoria; Adinetida; Adinetidae
Source: the annotation of a GenBank genome assembly